Messenger RNA from Impatiens glandulifera, 1509 nucleotides. RefSeq names its product metalloendoproteinase 2-MMP-like. The coding region runs from base 233 to 1357 and encodes 374 amino acids. The record is from RefSeq and is a predicted model, not a curated record. The transcript has a single exon. Lineage: Eukaryota; Viridiplantae; Streptophyta; Magnoliopsida; Ericales; Balsaminaceae. Gene Ontology annotation, molecular function: zinc ion binding; metalloendopeptidase activity. Gene Ontology annotation, biological process: extracellular matrix organization; collagen catabolic process; proteolysis. Gene Ontology annotation, cellular component: extracellular matrix.
GAACGAACGAACGACGACUUCUUCCUUCCUCCAAUGGCAAUGGCUAUAAGCCGCCUAUGACAAUGGUCAGGUCAUCGGCCACAGUCCACACAGAGAAGAACACGUCAAUAUUUGUUUAUUCAAUCAUCCAUCCAUCCCUCUUUACCCAGUCAAUCUCAAAUACCCUAUUAAUUCCUCCUAAUUAACAUAGCAGAUAGAAUUCGAUUCAAGCCAAGCCAAGCAAAGCAAAGCAAUGAAGAAGACCCAUUUGUUUACAGCUCUAAUUCUUUCAUCAUUUCUUUUCAAUUUCUCAUCUUACGCUAUACCCCAUUUCUUCCCCAAUGCCUCUGCAAUCCCGCCCUACCUCCUCCCCAACGUCACCGGCGGAGCGUGGGACGGCUUUCAGAAUCUCCUUGGAUGCCGUCCUGGUCAGAAAGUCGACGGCCUUGGAAAACUAAAGAAAUACUUCCAAUACUUCGGAUACAUUAAUUCCUCCUCGGCCAACGCCACCGACGACUUCGACGACUACCUUGAAUCUGCAAUCAAGACUUAUCAACUCAAUUUCAACCUUAACCCCACCGGAGAACUCGACAAUCCCACGUUGAAACAACUGAUGAUGCCCAGAUGCGGAAUCGCAGAUAUUAUCAACGGAUCAAGUACGAUGAAUUCAGGUAAGAACCCGCCGGCGUCUGCAAAUCUACAUAUCCAUAACGUUGCUCAUUAUACCUUCUUUCCCGGAUCUCCCCGGUGGCCUGCUAAUCGUCGGGAUCUGACGUAUGCAUUCCACCCGGAUAACCAAGUCCCUCAAAACGCUAAAGCUGUAUUCGCCAGCGCGUUCCAACGAUGGGCCGCUGUUAUUCCGAUGACGUUCGUGGAAACGUCGUCGUUUCAGGCUGCCGAUAUCAGAAUCGCUUUCGCUAGCGGCGAACACGGCGAUGGUGAGCCGUUUGAUGGCGUUUUAGGUACUUUGGCCCACGCCUUCUCACCGACUAGCGGGAUGCUUCAUCUCGACGCCGACGAGACAUGGGUCAUCGACGGCGACUUCAGUACGUCUUCGUCGAUAUUCGCGGUGGAUUUGGAAUCGGUGGUGAUUCAUGAGAUCGGGCAUUUGUUGGGUUUGGGUCAUUCGUCGGUGGUCGAUGCAAUGAUGUACCCGAGCAUCGCGUCGAGGACGAGGAAGUUGAAUCUCGCCGGCGACGACAUUGAAGGGAUUCAGGUCCUUUACGGGGCAAACCCGAAUUUUAACGGGUCAUCCACUACUCCAACUCCGACUGGCCAAAGAGAAACGAGUCCUAAUGGUGGGGUCCACAUUGGCGUGACUUAUUCUUCCCAAUUCUUAUUGGCAGCCGCCUUCACAUUAUUAUUAUCAUUAUUAUAAAUGCAACUUCAUUUUUUUUUAUUCAAUUUAAUUGCUAUAUCUUUUUUUUUUAAUUGAACGGGUGCAUAUGUCGUGUUACUUUGUGUAAUUGUUCUUGAUUGUAUAUUCCUAUUCAUAUAUAUAGAAAUAAUGGAGUUUUGACUUAGACUUUU